Messenger RNA from Telopea speciosissima, 1003 nucleotides. Its product is annotated as glutathione transferase GST 23-like. The record is from RefSeq and is a predicted model, not a curated record. Gene Ontology annotation, molecular function: glutathione transferase activity. Bases 1 to 813 code for a protein of 270 amino acids. Gene Ontology annotation, biological process: glutathione metabolic process. The transcript is spliced from 2 exons. Gene Ontology annotation, cellular component: cytoplasm. Lineage: Eukaryota; Viridiplantae; Streptophyta; Magnoliopsida; Proteales; Proteaceae.
AUGGGGUCAUCUGAUGGAGUAGUAGUAGUGGGAGGAGGGGGAGAAGUAGUGAAGCUGUUGGGGUCGUGGGGAAGCUCAUACACGCAGCGAGUGCAGGUGGCGCUGAAGCUGAAAGGGGUGGAGUACGAGUACGUGGAGGAAGAGCUGAGCAACAAGAGCACAACACUGCUGGUGUACAACCCGGUGUAUAAGAAGGUCCCAAUUCUACUCCACCGCCAAAACCCAGUUGCCGAGUCCAUCGUAAUCCUCCAGUACAUAGACGAGACCUGGACCCACACUCAUCCGUUGAUGCCCCUCGAUCCUUACGAGAGAGCCCUUGUGCGUUUCUGGUCUCAUUUUGCCGACGACAAGCUUGGUCCAUCAGUGGGGGCGGUGUUCCAAUCAAUGGCAUCGAUAGGAAUCGGUGAAGGUAGUGAAGAUGUGUUUGGAGCGGCGGUGGAGGAGGUGCGGAGGAACCUGAGGGUGGUGGAGGAGGAGAUGGAGAAGGGGUGGUUGAGAGGGAGGAGAUUCUUGGGAGGGGAUAGUGUUGGAAUUCUGGACCUCGUCAUCGGGUGUGGAUCCCACUGGAUAUGGGCUUUGGAGGAAGUUGCGGGCCUCAGUCUUGUGGAUCAAACCACUUUCCCAAGGUUUCACUCUUGGCUUCGGGACUUGGAGCAACUCCCCGAGUUCACCCAAACCAUCCCUCCCGCCGAUCAACUGCUACAUAUGUUACGCGGCCAAACCGGAACCUCUUCUUCUCCUUCUCCUUCUCCUUCUCCUUCUCCUUCUUCAACAACUGAUGAACAACCUCGACCUGUCGACCUCAUGAAUUAACCUCAUCGAUCGACUAAAUUAUAAUUAGCAUUUACCAGCAGCUCUGAUACUUUAAUAUCUCUCUCUCUCUUUCUCUCUUUCUAGCAGCUAGCUAAGCUUUUCACUUUGGUUUCGUAGUAAACUCGCAGCUAUAUGUAGUAGUACGUACAGAGCUUGUAGUUAAGGAGGUUAUGAUCUAUCUAAUGUGACC